CAGUCAGUCUUCAAACCCAGUCCUCGCUCGGAUCAUCAUGCAUCACUCCAGUCCCACAAGUAGUGAGCUGGCCUUCUCGCCUGCUAUGUACUCGUUUUCGGGCCUGACAAGCCUUCCUGAGCUCAGGUUUGACCUUGGACCUCCUAGUGGCUCUGGUCACCUCCAGAGGGGAGCCCUCUCUAACACCAGCUGGGAGAGGCGAUGCCUUAGGAAGCACAGGAGGAGAACCAAUGACGAAGGAUGCAGUGCCAAACGGAGGAGGCUGAUGGUGGAGGCAGAUUCUGACAUUUUGGAGAACUCCAGCUCCAAUAUUGGCCGUGACUGGCCUCCAGCAAGCAGCUGCCCUCCUCUGUCCACACAGCAAGCCAGCCCUGCACCUCCACAGCCCUGCCUGGCCCCUCAGGACUCACAUUCAUCUCAGUCCUCUGCCACCGUGUCCAGACCAGAGACAGAGGACUCCUGCAUGGAGAUAGAGGCAGCUCAGAGAAGACUUCAAGAGAUUGAGGACAGAAUAACACUGGAGGAUGACGACGAGGAUGAAGACCUGGGUGUGGAGCCGGCCCAGAGACGGCCUGUGUUGGUGAUGUCAGACAGUUUGAGGGAGGGUCUACAGCGAGGCAUCAGUGACAUCCUCCCCCACACCGUAGCCCAGUCUGUGAGUCACUCCUGUAUGGAGCUGGUGGUGUGGAGGCCACCGGAGGAUGCUUUGUCUCGGAGACUGAAGGACUCACUGCAGAGGCAACGUAAACAGCAGACAGCAUGUCGGCAACCCCCAACCCCAUGUCCAUCUCCCACCCCUGAGAGUGCACUGAGCCCCACGAGCCCCCCCGGAGACACGUACGCCCCUGUUCACAGCUUUCCGGGGGCCCACAGCUCUGGAGAGGAGGACAUGGAACUGUAGUUGUGGUUGAUGCCUUUAAAAGCCAUGCCAAAGGAGAACAGACUGCAGAUAAAGUCAGACACUAAACUAUACAGGAUUCACUUCCGGUUACAUUGGUUAGCUUGACAAGGCAUGCUGGCUCUUCAUCAAUAUUGUGCUAUUUUGGACAUUUGUGCAACACUUUCUGUGCGUUACAGUCAGUUAUUUUUGGUCUUCUGACUACACAUAAGGUGCAGCAAGGCAGGGACCACAACACAAAAAGUUCUGUUCUUAAUGGAUAUGUAUAUUUUUUCAUUUCAUUUCUGGAAACUCGGCACUUGCAGAAAUACAUAGUUAUGAUUUGUGUUUCACCAAAGUUUGGCCUCAACAACACCAAUAUAAAUGUAAGCUUGUUCUUUGAUCACCAUCAGAUUUCAGCACUUGAUUUUUACAGUUUAUCUUCAGCUUGUAGGCAUUGCUACCAGGAUAUUGAAAACUCCUUGUUUUCACAGUUGCUGACAGCAUGGCUUCUUGCUUGGAGUUGUUGGAGUCAGUGGAGUGUGUAACCUACAGUAUAUAGUGGUACUUGUUUGCUUUGGAGGAAAGUGUUCUCCCAUCGUCAGCCUUCUGUGAGCUACGAUUAAAUUGUGGAAAUCCGUUUUGAUUAUUUUGUUGUAUUUUCAUAUGUACCCUAGCAGAAUAAUUACCAUCCAUUUAGUGUCACUUUUUAUUUGUUUCCAAAAUAAAAUUUUAUGUUGCCAAGCCA
This is a messenger RNA of Myripristis murdjan (pinecone soldierfish), 1625 nucleotides long. RefSeq names its product coiled-coil domain containing 117 (gene ccdc117). Lineage: Eukaryota; Metazoa; Chordata; Actinopteri; Holocentriformes; Holocentridae. The transcript is spliced from 5 exons. The coding region runs from base 38 to 901 and encodes 287 amino acids. The record is from RefSeq and is a predicted model, not a curated record.